GGAUGGACGGCGGUCUGGUGACGCAGAUCAUCAAUGUCCUGAACAGCAUCAGUACCAUGAUGAUGAAGGUUCCAAAGAACAAGAAGAAGUGCAGAGAGAUGCGUGGCCUCAUGGACGCGCUGCGCGAGGAACUGGAACCGCUAACCGAGGGGGUAAUGGACACCAGCGUGCAAGCAGCUUUACAGCGUUUCAAGGACACCCUGGUGAGCACGGAGACGGAAGUGAAGAAGCUCCAAGAUGGCAACGACUUGGUCCAAUUCUUUCAGGCCAAUCGCACGGCCGCUAAGCUGAACCAGCUGAGACAAGAUUUAUCACAGAGUAUGCUUCACUCUGCCCUCGUUGCCAGCGUCAGCACCACCAACCAGUUUCGCAGGAUGGAUCAGAAAAUAGAUUACGCUAUUUCUCUCCUUGAGUCUCUGCAAUCCAAGCAUCGCACUGAUGAUUCAACUAACGAUGCUACAAAUCAAAACAAAACGUCCACAAGAAGAGCAGGUACGGUGGUGCUAGUACUG
This is a messenger RNA of Sorghum bicolor (sorghum), 512 nucleotides long. RefSeq lists its product as uncharacterized. Gene Ontology annotation, biological process: cell surface receptor signaling pathway. The transcript is spliced from 2 exons. NCBI's taxonomy places the organism in Eukaryota, Viridiplantae, Streptophyta, Magnoliopsida, Poales, Poaceae. The annotation marks the transcript as partial. The record is from RefSeq and is a predicted model, not a curated record.